Acomys russatus (golden spiny mouse) is the source of this 966-nucleotide messenger RNA. Its product is annotated as taste receptor type 2 member 40-like. NCBI's taxonomy places the organism in Eukaryota, Metazoa, Chordata, Mammalia, Rodentia, Muridae. Gene Ontology annotation, cellular component: membrane. The record is from RefSeq and is a predicted model, not a curated record. Bases 1 to 966 code for a protein of 321 amino acids. The transcript has a single exon. Gene Ontology annotation, biological process: detection of chemical stimulus involved in sensory perception of bitter taste; sensory perception of taste; G protein-coupled receptor signaling pathway. Gene Ontology annotation, molecular function: G protein-coupled receptor activity; bitter taste receptor activity.
AUGAAAACAACAACAACAGCAGAUGCUGCUGACAAUUAUGCUUCCAGGUACAAAAUCAUCAUCAUUUUUGUGGUCUUUGCAAUAUACUGUGCCAUUGGCGUCAUUGGCAAUGGCUUCAUCACAGUCAUCUAUGGGACUGAGUGGAUCAGGAGCAAAAGGCUUCCCACUGGUGACCACCUUAUGCUGAUGCUGAGUUUUUCUAGGUUCUCGCUACAGAUCUGGAUAAUGGGAGAGCUUACUUGUAGUUUAUUCUUCCGGAUCAUUUAUAACCAAAGUACCGUGUAUAAACUCUUCAAAUCCAUCACUGUGUUUCUGAGCUACUGUAACCUCUGGUUUGCUGCCUGGCUCAACGUCUUCUAUUGCCUUAAAAUUGCGAACUUCGCUCACCCUUUGUUUCUUAUGAUGAAGCGGAAAAUCAUAGUGCGGAUGCCUCGGCUCAUGAGUCUGUCAGUGUUGGCUUCCUUCAUCUUAAGCUGCUUCUUCGCUAAAGACAUCUUCAACGUGUACGUGAACACUUCCGUUCCCAUCCCUUUCUCCAACUCGACAGAGAGGAAGUACUUCUCCGAGAUCAAUGUGCUCAGCCUGGCCUUUUUAUAUUACACGGGGAUCCUGGUUCCUUUGCUCAUGUUCAUUAUGGCCGCCACUCUGCUGAUCGCCUCACUCAAGAGGCACACCUUGCACAUGGAGAAUAGUGCCACAGGCUCCAGGGACUCUAGCAUGGAGGCUCACUUGGGCGCCAUCAAAUCAACCAACUACUCCCUCCUUCUCUACGUUAUCAAUGCACUGGCUCUCUUUAUUUCCAUGGCAGGCAUCUUUUCUUUCUACAGUGUCUGGAAUAGUGUGUGCAAUUUUAUCAUGCUUGCCUACCCAGCUGGCCAGGCAGUGCAUCUGAUCUUGAGAAACCCAGGGCUGAGAAGAGCCUGGAGGCGGUUUCAGCACCACAUCCACCUUUGCUUUAAAAGGUAG